Eucalyptus grandis is the source of this 6168-nucleotide messenger RNA. RefSeq names its product pentatricopeptide repeat-containing protein At5g46460, mitochondrial. Gene Ontology annotation, molecular function: zinc ion binding; protein binding; RNA binding. Gene Ontology annotation, biological process: RNA modification. The record is from RefSeq and is a predicted model, not a curated record. NCBI's taxonomy places the organism in Eukaryota, Viridiplantae, Streptophyta, Magnoliopsida, Myrtales, Myrtaceae.
GAGAUCGAUGUUCUUUCUUUUAGGAUUAAAGCACGCGUUGGGCGCGAUCGGAUCGUUGCCUUGUUCCGAAUGUUGCUCGUUGAUCUUACUUCGAAUCAGGCCGUGAAUUCGAGCCUGAGAUAGCGUAAUUUUACUCUACAAUUUUGUUGACCACCAGAUGUUCGAUAAUAUGCCUCUAAGUCGCAGACAUUGAAUAGAUCGCGAUUUCGUCGACCCAUCCUUUUCUUAGUGCAUUGAUUCGAUUCGGGUUCUGUUUCAUCAUCGUCAAGAUUGAUUCUGAACGUGUACCGUUCUGUCCGUCUCUCCUUUGUAUUGGCAUGUUUCUUUGCUGCGUUCGAUGACAAUGGCCACUGACGAGAGGGAUCGGCAUUCAAACAGUAGAAAUAUGUUUGUGUAGUGGACCUGCAAGAUCUUGAUCUUAUAGCUGCAAGCUAUGGAUUCAUUCCUUUAGUAGCUGCAUAUUGAUACUGAAAUAUUUCUACUGUUGGCAACUUGAUGCUGAUUUCUUCCUGAGUUACCUAUUGUCCUCAUAAUUUUUUCUCCUAACGAGAAACGAGACCUAUUUGCCUGUUUUGUAUAAAGCACAGCAUUGAAGUUCCUGUCAUGUAAGAAACUGGUUUCGGGAACUGGGUGCAUUUCAGAUAUGUUGUUUAUUUUCUAUUAAAAUGAUUAGUAUUUCAGUCUUCAUUAGUGAAUGAUCUCAAAUUUGUUUAUGUUAUAGUUUGAUUGAACAGCUGUGUGAUUGUUGAGGAUGCGAACAUCAUUCCUGCAGGAACAAACCGGUGUAGUGAGACAUGAAAUUUAUGUUUAUCAUUGCCAGGAUUAGCCCACCAGGUGUUCGUUAAAAUUGCCCAGGGAAAAUUGUGUUGAACAUCUCACCGGAUAAGCAUCUUUUGCAAAUGUAUACUAGAGAUGACAACGGUAUAUUAGAGAUGAUGUAGAGAGGACCUUAAACGAGCACAGAAGUACAGAUUCUGUACCUGCACUUGUCCUGCUUUAUUCCUGGUCUGAACUCAAUUGGGGAGAGGGCUUGUCAGGCUGCGGACCUCUGAGUCCAUGAUGGAAUUUUGUACUGGUCUGUGGUGAGGCAAACUUUGAACUCCAUUGACACCAUUUUCAAUAUCUCGAUUGCUCAUCUUUCAUCCGACACCAGCGAGCCUUGACGAGUGGAAGAUUGCCACUUGCCAAUGGAGCCAACAAACAGAGGAAGUUCUUCGUAAAACAGCCCUAGUGAACUGAAGGUGGCGGAGACUGGCGAGUGGAGGCAGCAGACUACCACCACUGACCGAAGCCAUGGAAACUGAUAACAUAGCUUCGGGUGAACGAUUCACUCCUGAGGUUCUGGGUUUUAUGCAGCUUGCUAUAGAUCAGGCAAAGCUUGCGUUGGACAGCCUUGAAGUUCCAGUUGGCUGUGUAAUUGUUGAGGAUGGAAACGUUAUUGCGGCAGGAAGAAACCAGAUAACGUCCUGCGUGUCCUGCCCACAGGGACAACAGGAGCAGAGGAGCCUGUCGUCAUGAUGAGAUUUCACGCCGUUUUCCCAAAUCUCAGAUGCUCUUGCACAUGUUCAUUCCCUUCUUCAUGGCUCAGUUCAUCCGAAACCUGCACCCAUCUCUCCAAGCACUUCUUCAGACGUGCGAGUCAUGUGACCUGUGAUGGUCCUACAGUCUCUGGACACCUUAGGAAUGAAAACCCAGAUGAAACUCGGGAGGUUUUGGACAAAUUUCAAUGCCCCGAUGUUCGUUCAUUUACGAAGAUGAUCGUGGGUCGCUUGCAAACUGGCCGCCUUGAUGACGCCCUGAAACUGUUCUACGAAAUGCCCGUGAGAGAUUCAAUUUGCUGGAACACGAUGAUCAAAGGCUGCUUGGACUGUGUGGACUUGACGAUGGCGGAAGAGCUUUUUGAUGAAAUGCCUGAACCAAGUGUUGUUUCAUGGACAACGAUGAUAAAUGGGUUCUUUCGAUUUGGACAGGUUGAGCGGGCAGAGGUAUUUUUCAAGCAGAUGCCCAUAAGAGAUCUUGCUGCAUGGAAUGCAAUGAUUCAUGGGUAUUGUGAGAAUGCCAGGGUGGACAAUGCUGUGAAAUUGUUUGAGCAAAUGCCUUCCCGAAAUGUGAUCUCAUGGACUUCAAUGAUUGGCGGGCUUGACCAAAACGGUAAGAGUGAAGAAGCUUUAAAUGUAUUUGAGAGAAUGUUCAAGUCUGGUGUUGUGCCCAAUUCGAGUACUUUGACGUGCAUUGAGUGCUGUGCAAAUGCAUUGUCUUUUCCUCUUGGCAUGCAGAUUCAUGGUCAUGUUCUCAAGUCAGGAUUCUGCCUUAGUGUAUUUGUAUGUGCUUCUCUUAUCACGUUCUAUGCUAACUGCAAGCGAAUUGAGAAAGCAACCCAAGUCUUCUAUGAAGCAGUGCAUAAGAAUGUGGUCAUAUGCACGGCUCUUCUAACUGGUUAUGGCUUGAAUGGUAGGCAUGAAGAUGGCCUGAAGGUGUUCAAUGACAUGAUGAGAACAAGUGUUCUUCCUAAUCAAUCUUCAUUUGUAAGCGCUCUAAAUUCUUCUUGUAGUUUAGAGUCUCUAGAUCGAGGUAAGGAGGUCCAUGCUUCAGCUGUAAAGCUGCAAUUGGGAAGUGAUGUAUUUGUUGGCAAUUCUCUUGUAGUCAUGUAUAGUAAGUGUGGGGCUGUUGAUGAUGCUGUUGUAGUGUUCAAAAGACUCAAGGAGAAGAACAUCGUCACCUGGAAUGCCAUUAUUUGUGGGUGUGCACAACAUGGCCGAGGGAUGUGGGCUAUGGAGUUGUUUAGCCAAAUGAUACGCGGAUUGGUACAACCAGAUGAGAUCACACUCACGGGACUGCUUUCUUCGUGUAGUCAUUCUGGGAUGUUACAAAAGGGGAGAUGCUUGUUCAGAUAUUUUAGUGAGAACACUUCUAUCGAAUUGAAACACGAGCAUUAUUCAUGUAUGGUGGAUGUUCUAGGACGAUGUGGGAAGCUAGAGGAAGCAGAGGAUUUUGUAAGAAACAUGCCCCUUAAAACUAACUCCAUAGUGUGGCUUGCUUUGCUUAGUUCUUGCAGGAUGCAUUCUAACCUAGAUUUGGCAGAAAGAGUUGCAAACUAUAUUCUUGGCCUAGAACCACAUUGUAGUGCUGCUUAUGUUUUACUGUCCAACUUCUAUGCUUCUGCUAAUAGAUGGGGUGAUGUCUCGCGAUUAAGAGUGACUAUGAGGGAUAAAGGGAUUGUGAAGCAACCAGGUAGAAGUUGGGUUACUAUAAAGGGGCAAAAGCAUUUAUUUCUUUCCGGGGAUAAAUCCCACUCUUUGAGUGAGAACAUAUAUUGGAAGCUGGAUUGGUUGAAUAUGAAGUUGAAGGAAUUGGGUUAUCUUCCAGAUAAGAGGUUCUCUCUCCAUGACGUGGAAGAUGAACAUAAGGAAGAGUCAUUAUUUUACCACAGUGAAAGGCUUGCUAUUGCAUUUGCAUUGAUUACUACUGUCGAGGGUAGUACGAUAGCUGUAAUGAAGAAUCUUCGCAUUUGUGGGGAUUGUCAUUCUGCAAUUAAACUGAUUGCAAAGAUUGUUGAUCGUGAGAUUGUUGUGAGAGAUUCCAGCCGCUUUCAUCACUUCAGGAGUGGCAUAUGCUCUUGUGGGGAUUAUUGGUAGCGAGGGCAUAAGUUUAUUUCUCCUGUCAUGAACCUGUAAAGAUCCUGAAUUUGCUCAUUAUGUUAAGCAUUGAUGAGAGUGGAUUAGCUAACACAAUCACUAUUUAAUAUGGGCUUGCUUUUAUGAUGUAAUAGACAAUGAAUUCAUGUGGAAUCCAUGGCUUUUUUUUUUUUAUCAGCUUUGGUUUUGUCUAGGAGGCCAAGGGAGUUAAAGUAUUUCUUAGCUGUAUGAGUUGGGCAUGUGGAAAGUUGGAGACUUGGGAGGAAAUCUUGCAUUGGAUGGCAUUGCCAUCCACUGGCUCCAUGCGGGGAUUUCUGUUGAGAAUUGAGUAUUAUCACUUUCCUUAUGGCUUUGAUCCCACCAUAAAAAAAGGAAGCUAUUUACAAGUAAGAUAUCCCUUCUGCAGAAUUAAAUUAAGUGAGGACCCAGAGCCUUGGAAAUAGCUACUUUCCAUCUCUCUCGCAGAGAGGUAGAAAUUGUGGCAUUUAGAGAGAAGGAAGUACUACUUGGUAAAAUAACAGAAACCUGCCUUAGAGAAGUAAGUACCGCUUGGUAAAAGAAAAGAAGCCCCCCAAACAAAAGAAAGGUCCAUGAGAUGCAACAAAAGCUUCUUCAUCUCUGGAUGCAAUUCGACUUCACCUAAUGUUCUCUUACAAUUUUGCUAGAUCUCUUCAACAAAUCGACAGUACUGAGUGAGUUUACUUUAUUUGUGGUGCCAAAAUUAGUAUUCUGAUGUCGUAUGUGUUGUCCAAGUUGAACAGAUGUUAGUAAUCGAAAUUGGUUGUCAUAAGAACACAAUAAUAUCUCAGUGUUCUAGCACAAUUGAUCAGUUAUUGAUUUAUGCUUAUGUAUUGCACAAGAAGUGGAAACUAUUUCUUUUAAUAGUGAUUAGUCAACUCUUCAUUUUGCAGUUUUCAGUAUCCUAAGAGGUCUGUCUCCCUAAGAGUUCUUUUGCUUUUGUGGUGGAUUUUUUUGUGUUGUGUGGGGUUGAAGUCCAUAACUCUUGUGCCAUCUAUUUUCUCACGUCUUCCUAAUAUUUGGCUCGGGCUCCCAAUUGCCUGAGUCUUACUGACCACAAUGGAUUUAUGUUGAAGAUGAAUUUCACAGUAUCUCUGACAGUAACAUUGUGGCACUUCCUUUUAGGAUUCCUUUUUUCUAAUGAUGAAAGCUGGAUCUUAGAGUGCAUUUUAAUUUAUAUUCAUGACAAUGCUUACUUGAAGUUAGUUUGCUUGUUGUAGGUUUCGGGUUGUGCUUACUAAGUUUUACACUUUUCAGAAAUUGUGGAAAUGAUAAAAGAGGUUUCACUGGAGAGUGAUUUGGCUAUUUUGAUUCGUGGCCUUUACUCUGCAAGAAAUAGAAAGAGAAGCAUGUAAGCAGCUUUUUGAAGUACAUGUAGAAGAUUGUCAUUAGGAGACGAUUCUUGUAACUAGUUUUCUUAGGAUUUUUUUUUUUUUUGUCAAAAGAACUUAAAAUUUAAUUACUUCAAUUUUUAAAGGAAUAGGAGUCUCAAUAGUACGUUAAUGGAGUGGGACCUAAAACUUGGAUGAUCUUUCCCUUAACGAGGGCGUUGUCUGAGCUACGUGUAUCAGGAAGAAUAGAGUUAAUAUUACAUCUAUAAGUAUAAAAUCUUACACGAUUUAUUGACAUUUUCUAGGCAUCUAUAAUGCAACUUAACAACCGUAUUAAUGACCAUUAACAAUUUUAAAUGCUAGUUUGUUACAUUAGUUACAAUCCAUGACUACUUGACUCCCCUUGCAAAUAGCUGUAUGAAGAGAUAAAUCCCUCUUAGUCAAGAAUGAGGCUAAUAUAUUUAGUUACCUCCCGCUCUCCCGGCAAAGUUUCUGGAAGUAACAGGUGAAUGGGGUGCCCAUACAGUUUGUGCAGAGCCUUUUUAUUGCUACUGAAUAAGACAUUUUUCCCCACGACUCAUUGGGAAUAAUUUCAAUUUUCAUGUAAAUAAUAUUUUCAUACCUUUUUUAGCUGUAUUUUUAAUCAUUCUUGCAAAGUAAAUGAAUACGUGUAACUAAUACAUAACUAAAAUAGCUAUCCACUUUUCAAACCUGCAAUACUAACCAUCUUUCUACAGCAGAUCCGUAAUGUUUCCACCCUUCUCUCUUACUUCACUUUGGACUCAUUUAAGGUGUUGAAGGGAAUGGAGCAAGAAAUCUUCAAUCAAUUCAUGAAACUGAGUUGUCAUGUCAUUCGAAUUGAUCGCAUCAGGAACUCCCUAGAGUAUCGAAGUCCACAAAAGCAGGACCUAAAGCCGGGACUCUCAAAUAGGCUGUUGAAGUGUUGAAAAGGGAAACAAGUUAUGCGGAGGAAAUGAUUAGAUCUUAUUUAGCAAAGAUUGUGAUGCCAAGAAGUGCUGAGGGAUCGGAGGACAAAUUCCAUGCUUCCUAUGCUCCUACAUUUCACAUUAGAGGGUGAGUUGAAGUUGGAAGAAAAUGGAGGCCUUGUUUAGUAAUCGGUUAAUUCUUGACUAUUUCUAUUCUUUUGUUUGCUUGAAUAAAAAGAAAAAAAAAUCAUUUGGUAA